UUUCCGCAUCUCUGUUAUGGUGUCCGGUGACAAUUAUGAAGGUUAUCUUCAAAACUGUUUCCGAAACAGACCGUCACAAAUAAAAUGCUGUAGAAAUAACUCAUUCAUUUAUAGCGUGACACCAGUUUUCCCAAAAUGUAUCACCUUUUAUCUCUUCAUUCAAAAGUAAUUAUGGUUUUUAUUUAAAUAUUUUUUAAUCGAUUACAAAAUUAAAGAAAUCAAUCAUUCACUUUGCAUAAGAAUGAAUUCAGCUAUUAGUUGCCUAAUGAAUCUAACGGAUAUAUACUUUUUUUAGUUUUAUUACCUCGUCAAGUUUCAUUCGUAUUGACUACAUUAUUUGGUACCGUGGAGAGUAUUUUGCAAUAUUGCUCUUAGUUUUACCCAGUUUUGCACUGUAAAUGAGAAAGAAGAACAUAUGUGGAUGUUUCAUUUAUUGUUGUGAAUUAUUAUAAAUAUUGCUUUUUAUCGAGGAGAUUAUUUUAGGAAAUCGUUCCCAAUACAGCCGAUCAUUGAUGGUUGUUUUAUUUAAUAUUGUUAAAUUCUAUAAAUAUUGAUUAAUACGGAGGGGAAUGCUUUUCGAAAUAGUUUAGAACAAUAUCAAGUUUUGCAUAAUGCACAAGUAACAAUAUUUUUAUUAGGUGUUUUAUGACUGUUAUGUUUAGUUAUUGAGAAAAAUAUCCUUUUCGUCAUGUCCUGCUACUCAGUGUAACAAGAAUAUUAUACUGUAUUUUUAAGCCUUCCAUUGCUUAGGGAACACAUCGUUAUACAAUAUCAUUAACUUCUUUAUUGAGUAGCCUUAAAUUCUUUUUAAUAUUGUGCACUGUUGUUAUCGUUUGACUUCGAGGAAAAUAUUAUACGGCAUCUUUUAAAGUUAUGUGUUUUUGAAAUAUUUAAAUUGCACGAGGGUGUUAGUCUGUUUUACAGUAGAUUUCGUAAAGUCUAUUUCCUGUCUAUCAAAUGCUGUUUAUGUUUCUGUACUGUGUGCAUCGUUUGAUACCGAGAAAAGUAUUGUACGACGUCUUUCAUAGUUAUGAGUUUCUGAAAUAUUUAAAUUUUCUUGGAACUAGAAGGCGUUUGUCUGUUUUAUAGUAGAUGGUAUAAAGCUAGCUUCUUGUCUAUCAAAUGUUGUUAUAUUUCUAUACUGCGUACAUAGUUUGUACAAGUCUGUGCGUAUCGUUUCAGACGGAGGAAAAUAUUGUAUAGAAUCUUUCACAGGUUUGUGAUUUUUAAAUAUUUACUUUACUAGAGGGCGUUGAUCUGUUUUAUAGUACAUUGUAUAAAGCGUGCUUCUUGUUUAUCAAACGUUGUUUAUGUUUCUACUCUGCGUACAUCGUUUCAACAACACUGUGUGCAUUGGUUUUUGUACAACACUGUGUGCUUCUUUUUACAUCGUGGAAAGUAUUGUAUAGAAUCUUUCACAGGUUUGUGUUUUUAAAAUAAUUAUAUUACAAGAGGGCGUUGAUCUGUUUUAUAGUACAUUGCAUAAGUCUAUCAAAUGUUUAUGCAUCUACACUGCGUACAUCGUUUCAACAACACUGUGUAUAUCGUUUUUUGUACAACACUGUGUGCAUAGUUUUAGACAGAGAAAAAUAUUGUAAAGUAUCGUUCACAGUUCUGUGUUUUUGAAAUAUUUACAUUACAAGAGGGCGUUGGUCUGUUUUAUAGUAGAUUGUGUAAAACCUGCUUCUUGUCUAUCAAAUGCUGUUUAUGUUUCUACCAUCAACAAAGGUAUAGUGCCUUUUUAUUGAUCAUUUUGAGUAGAUGCGUACGUUUAUACCAAAAUAGUUCGCAUAAUGUAAUCAUGUUAGUCAUAAAAAUGUCAGUGUACAGGAUAGCCGUGUAAAAGCUAAGUAGUAAGCUGCAACGGAUAAUAAAUAUUUAACGAGCAGUAACAAAUUAGCCCUGCUUCGAGCAGAAUGACUUAAGUGAUUUAAAUGCCGCGCAAGAGAGAAAUCUUAAAAUAAGUGGAAACCUUGAAGAAGAGUGCAUAAGCAAGCGCUUGUCAAUCAUCGUAUGUCAGACAUUUUCUCUGUUGUUUCACAAAAGAAUUGUCAUCGCUUGUGUAUGCAACUGGACUAAAAUGGCUCAACAAGAAGACAGAAAUAUUAGGGAAAGUAGUGCCGGUAUUCAUGCGUCGAGAAAAAAUAGAAGUAUUGUUGAACAUUCUGCACCAAAUGCAAAUCAGGAUUUACAUGGAAAUGAUCGGAGAUUUACUGAUUGGGCUGUAGAUGAUUCCCAAUCACAAUCGAUAUGGAGGAUUCUAAGUCACUUAGUGACCCAACAAUUUAUCAUUCUUAGUUCUAUGUAUGCUCAGCUAGUAGUUGUAAUAUGUGUCGCAUUCUUCAUUUCUGAAAUAGUCACACCACAGGUUCCAUUGCUUUAUUUUGAGGGUUUUUAUUUAUAUCUCUAUACGAUGUCACUUUUGUUCUUGCUAUACAUCUACAUUUACCUUUUACGGGAUUCGACUGCGGGGAGUGGCUUGAGUGCUGUUGCGAAAAAAAUCACCAUUUUGGAGAGCUUACGACGAUUGGGAGAAAAAGGAGUUGACAACGGUCCUGAUGGUCCCGUCCCACCAAGAUUGAAAAAAUAUCGAAUUUCAGACAAUGAUAAAAGUCAUGGAAGCUUAUUUUUAAGAAUAGGAGCAAUAGCUUUUGGUCUAGGAACAAUGGUUUAUAAUGGCUUAGAGUUUGGAUCUUUCUUUGAGGUGCCACCUUCAUCCCUGUGUUAUAAUGUUUUUUUAGGUCUUAAUCCCAUUUUGCAAAUGAUUUUCACCUUUGCUCAAAUGUAUUUCAUAUUUGUCAAUGCCCGGCUCAAUAUUCAAAAGUUCAAAGUAGUUGCUCGAUUCGGGCUCAUGCACAUAAUAGCGACAAAUCUCUGUGUUUGGAUUAGAACUGUUGGAAAAGAGGCACUGGAAGCGAUAGCAGAAAAUCAAAGAGAAAGUGGACUCGGUUCCAGCUUAGAGGAAUUAAUACUACCCUUUCGUGUAACAGAAGAGCACAACAACACUACCUUAAACUUAAGUAAUCCCUGCCAAAAGCAAAAUAUCAUGGGAUCAAUAGUGUCUGAUGCUUCACCAUUUCUGUAUCCCUUCAUUGUGGAAUACAGUCUAAUAGCUGCUGCUGUGCUGUAUGUUAUGUGGAAGAAUAUUGGGCACAAUCCAAUGUUUCGUAUUGAACAAAGUGCUGAAGAUGCCUUAUCAAGAACUUCAAGUUCACAAUCCUUUCACAGAGUUAAUUGUGCAGGUUCAAGUCGAGGAUUAUUUUUGGGACUUUUCUUAUUGGUUAUAGCCACUAUUUGCCUGAUUGUCUUUUUUGUCUUUAUUCAUCAUGAAAACCUCAAUCUUUUAGCAGUUUAUCUUUCAGACUUAUCUCAUUCCAUAAUUAUGCUCAUUUCUAUUUUUGCUAUCAUAGUUGGUUUUUUUCGAGUAAGAGCUUUGCGUUUUCACUACGAUCGUAAAGACCAUCUUCGAGAUCUUCUACUUCGUGUUAGUGCCUUUGGUUUGUAUACUUACGCUAUGUUUGGUAUUAUCGCUGGGACUCUUUCACCACUUCACUACACUCCUAAUUUACUUGUCAUGAUCACCAGUUGUCUAACGAUUAUUCAAGUCACUUUACAAUCGUUGUUUGUAGCAGAUAUAACAUGCAGAUCUACAUAUCUUCCUGAACAUGAUAAUACAAAACCGGGUCGGCAAGUCAUCACAUUUUUACUCAUGGUCAAUCUCACAUUUUGGAUUAUCUAUACAUUUGAAAUGCAAAAAGUACAAGCUAGUCCAGUGCAGCUAGGGUUUUAUGGUUUCAUGGCGUGGACUGUAAUAGUUAGAACCACUUUACCAUUAAGUAUCUUUUUUCGAUUCCAUUCCUUUAUAACAUUUGCAGAAGUAUGGAAAAAUUCGUAUAAGAAUAUUUGCAAUUAAAUAUGUGAUACCAUCUUACUGUAAAAGCAACUUACAAAAAGAUGCGAUUCUUCUAAAUUUAAAUGAAUUUCGCAAACAAGAUUCAAAGCAUCCAUUUUGUCAAAUGAAUCAAAAUGAAGACAUUGACUUUGAUACAAAAUAUAUACUUACAUAUAUCUUAUUCAACUACCAAUAUAUGUUGUGCAUUGUGUUUUCUGUUAUGCUGUGGUGUGAAGUGUAUGCAGCUGAUUAUUGAUGGUGGCAAAAGCUCCUUUACACGAUUAGUUGUUUUUGAUAUAGUGCCAAAAUAUACACAAAUGUGCAAGAAUGUGUGUUAGUGUAGUUAGAAAAAUAUUGUAGAUUUAGAUUGCUGUUUUCUAGAAUUUAAGAAUUAUAUAUGUGACAUAGAGUUCUGUUCAUUCUGAUACUUGGAGCUGAUAUCGAAUGUGUUGUAGCUUAAGUUGCUAUUUAUAAGGUGUGCUGAACUGAUGCAUUAAUUUUUUGAGAAGUGGUGGUUAAUUUAUAGGCUGUUUAAAACAAAAAAUGGUUGCAUUUAGAGGGUGGAAGUUGUAUUGAAAGGAUCCAAAUAAAACUUCAAAUCUGUGUUGCAUAAAUCAUGCAGCUGAAGUUGACAGCCUAAAAUAAAGUUUGAAAUUUCACUUUAUACAGAGUAAUAGCAAAGACAAAGGAAAAAUAAUUAAGUUGUACUCAAUCCAUGAGGUUGCUUUAAUGACAAAAGUCAAAUGUUAUCAGAUAGGAUGAUUUGACUGGGCGUAAAUCAUAUGUCCUCUCAGAUUCCUAGCCAGUCAAAUCACCGGAUCUAGAUCUUGGGCUAUGAAGGGUUACCUCACAGAUCAUAUGUAAUGCUCGAAAGCUCACAUCGAUGUCUCAUCUAUUGCUAUUCAUACUUUUGUGCAAUGGUAUCGUUGUCGUACACUUUCAACGUGUGUUUUGCAAAUAAGGUUUGUAGAUAAAUUACACAGGUUUGAAAGUGGAUGAAAACUUUUGCUAUACUUUUAGUGUAACUAUCUUUUUUCUUUCCAUUAUUUUUAUAAGCAUUCAGUUAGCAAUAUGUGAUAGUAAUAAUUUUUCAAACUUAAAUUUUGGUCAUGAA
Molecule: messenger RNA, 5006 nt
Organism: Parasteatoda tepidariorum (common house spider)
Lineage: Eukaryota; Metazoa; Arthropoda; Arachnida; Araneae; Theridiidae
Product: proton channel OtopLc
Biological process (GO): proton transmembrane transport
Cellular component (GO): membrane
Molecular function (GO): proton channel activity
Source: RefSeq, a predicted model, not a curated record